AGAUGGAAGGAGGACAGAGACUCGAGCCGUGAAAGCGAACAGAUGUGACCCGGACUACGAAAAGAGAAGAAGCUGUAGCAAAGACGGACAACCUCUGAUUCUGCUAAUAUGUGGCAACCCGCGUCGGAGCGAUUGCAGCACUUUCAGACCAUGCUGAAGACCAAGCUAAAUGUGCUUACGCUGAGGAAGGAACCGUUGCCCACGGUGAUCUUUCACGAGCCUGAGGCCAUUGAGCUGUGCUCCACCACGCCGCUCACAAAGAACAGGACCCAUGCUGGAUACAAGGUGACCUACCUGGGUAAAGUGACAAUCUCUGGGACCCAGUUCCUAUCUGGCUGCACAGAGUCGGCAGUGGUCGGUCUGGUGGAACGUCGUGCCCUGGCCCAGCAGCAGGGCACCAACCCCGCGGGCAACUCACUGCUGGAGAUUCGGCCCUUCCAGGUGCGCCUUCACCACCUGGACGAGCAUGGCGAGGCCUCAGUAACCAUGGACACCUACCAGGUGGCACGGAUCGCCUACUGCACAGCUGACCAUAGCAUCAGACCCAACGUAUUUGCCUGGAUCUACAGGGAGAUCAACGACGACCUGUCCUUCCAGAUGGACUGCCACGCCGUGGAGUGUGAGAGCAAGCUGGAGGCCAAGAAGCUGGCGCACUCGAUGAUGGAGGCUUUCCGCAAGACUUUCCACAGCAUGCGCAGCGACGGCCGCAUCCACAAGAGUGGCUCAUCAGACGACUUUGCUGAGGACUCAUCCACCCCUGACGACUCGACCCCAGAAGACGGUUGAACUAGAACUCACCUAAACUCCUGAUCCCCGUCCUAACAAAUCAAGGGGUGACUGGAAGGAUGGACAGAUUACCUGCUUUCUCUCAUUCUCCCCAACUAUCUCUCUUACUGUUAUCAAUUUGGAAAAAAAGUAACUGACCCUGUGAGCAAACACACCCAGGACAAUGAAGUAGCUAUUCAAUACUGUAAAGGGAAGGUAGAUGGAAAAAGAAUUAAAAAAAGACCUAGACUUACAUACAGAGAUAGCAAAGUGCUGCCACUUUGAAUAAAUGGCCCUCAAAGACCCACAGGGGCCUUUUAAGCACCUAUGUAAAUGCCCUAAAGAGAUUGACUCAGCAUUUCCAUUUUCAAUCACUGUCACUCCUGCACCCAGUGGUUGUGGUUCUUAAGCUUUUUCAUCUAGGAAACAACAAAGUUAAGUCCCUGUUCUUCUGACCCCAGCUCAUGAAAACCUAUUGCUACUCUGGCUAUGUAGGUACCCAGCAGAAAUAGGCUUGUGAUCUAUUUUGGGUCCCAACCGAGAGUUUAUGAGACUGUUGGAGCACAUAAAUUCUUUAAAUGUUUAAUUAUGUGGAUCUUUGUUACAAUGCCUUCCACCUCGGAAAUAACAAAUUAGGAUGUGAAAGAAAAGAUCAGCCUUUAAGUACUACUCUUAUCAUCACUACAGUACCUUAGUCCAAUCCCAAAAUUAUUUGCUGGCAUGGCUGUUACUUAUGUGGACAAUGGAGCCAGAGCUUCUACCUCUGUCUCCGUUUAAUAGGUAUUUAAAGAUCCUGAGUAUGUUAAAGGCACCUGGGAGGAUAAAGGUGCUAAAUGAUGUUACAUUUUAGAAGUUCUCUCUCGGCUGAACGCCUUGGCCUGUCUCAGACACCUUAAUCAUCCACAUUUGACUUCUGUUUUGAGUAUACCAAAAUUCAGGCUGGAUUUUGCCUGUCAGAUUAUGUGCCUCACUUUCCUCUCACAUUAGUUUGGUCUCUCACCCAGGUCCCAGUGUGUAUGUGUGGCCAUGUGUGUGUGCCAGCCUUUGUGUGUGUGUGUGUGUGUGUGUGUGUGUGUGUGUGUGUGUGUGUGUGUGUGUGUGUGUUACUGUGUGUGUAGGUGUAAUUGCUUACUUCUGUACUUUGUGUAUAUGAAUGUACACGUGAGUGCUUGCAUGUCUGUGCGUAAAAAAGAGAAGGUAGGGCGCGACUUCUCAUCGCCCCGGAAGCAUCCAUUUUUGAUGGUUAAGGAGGUGUUUUAAAAUCAGACACACAGUACUGUGACCAUUUGCCACGUUUUCUUACUUUAAUCUUGUAUGAAAUGAAGAAAUGAAUAUGAGAGUCUGAAUGUGCCAGUCCGAGGUGGUAGUACCCUAAAUCACAGCCGUCCAAGAAAACGACUGGCGACUCCUGGCCUCUGCUGAAUGUAUGAUGAGUCCGACCUGCUGUGAGCACCUCACACCAUCUCCAGUCACUUCUGUCUCCCAUAAUCUCCUCAUGCUCUCACAGACAGCUGUAAGGGAGCGAGCCUGUGAUGAGUUUACUCUGCUGCCCUGUAUUGCCUCUCCAAAUGACUUAGGCGCCGUUGUGGGACAAAAACUCAAAAGAGCUCCACGGUACUUUCUUCUUUUCUAACUGGACUGAAUUGAACAGACUGGACGCUAUGAGUGGAAAUGGUCUUCGGUCUGUGACUUAAACAGAAUGAUCAGAUGGCUCUGAUCAGCACACUCUCACAUAUACACAACUACAUACAACUAUACAUAUGAACACGCACAUUGCAUUUGAAUCUCGCUCAAUAAGCUUAUGUAAAUACAAAUGUAUCACUUUCCAAAUAUUACAGCAUAAAUGUUGAUUGCUAUUUUAAAUAAUAAAAAAAAUGUUGAGAACAGCAUACGAUACAGAAACAGUGUUAUAAAGCCUACUGUGAAAUAAUAAGUGGAGAGCCUGAUAGCCGUGUCUGUGCGAGCACGUGUGUGCUAGUGUGUGUGUGUUUGGAACGGAUUGUAUGUGGUGAGCAUUGUGGUGAGGGGUCUGUAUGGACAGGACGAGGGAGGGGAUGUUUAUAAAGCUGUAGAUUACUGUGUCAUGUCAGUCUGAAAGCUCAGACGUGCUUUAAAUGUCGGAAAAAUGUUACUUAAGUGUUUUCUAUACAGUGUUUGCAAAGAUCAAGAAUAUUGCAUAUAAAGUAUUUACCAAGACCAAGCGUAUGAUGGUGUGGUCUGUUUUGUCUCGAAUCCACAUCUCGUGCUGCCUCCUUCAUUCCAUCACCAGAUCCUGGCUGAAAGAAAUUUUGAUUCUUUUAACUCUGCUCACUGGAUUCCCUGCUGCGGCCGUGUGUGGGAGGAUAAAUACAAAGCUUGUCAGUUUCAGAGCAAAUAGAAUGGGUAACCCAAUGAUACUCUGACAGGGUGCCAGGACAGAUGUAAAUCGUAAUCACACGUUGCCGCAUACUGGAAUAUGAUUUUCCUGAAACUGUUUGAGGUAUAAAAUCUGUU
Xiphias gladius (swordfish) is the source of this 3258-nucleotide messenger RNA. RefSeq names its product phosphotyrosine interaction domain containing 1 (gene pid1). Gene Ontology annotation, biological process: negative regulation of D-glucose import across plasma membrane; regulation of reactive oxygen species metabolic process; regulation of cell population proliferation. The transcript is spliced from 3 exons. Lineage: Eukaryota; Metazoa; Chordata; Actinopteri; Istiophoriformes; Xiphiidae. Bases 109 to 786 code for a protein of 225 amino acids. Gene Ontology annotation, cellular component: cytoplasm. The record is from RefSeq and is a predicted model, not a curated record.